UCAGAGGCUCUGUGCUGUUUCCUUUAGCUCGCCUCAUGGUUUCCUCCCAGCCCUUCCUGGGCACUUCGCCCCUUCCUUUGUCCCUCUGCUAAUAAACUCACACUGGGAGCUGGACAGAGAAUGGGGGCAUCAGCAAAAAUGUUGAUGGGGCAGCUCCCAGGCUUCCCUUGGCCGCAGUUUCUCCACCUGGGAGCCAGGUGCAGGCCCUGUGCUCUCAGUGCACUGUGACGGCUCAGCAAGCUGGCCGUGAACACACUCCCCAGCGGCAGACGCAGGAAGCAUCCGCCCCGCUGCCGUGUGGAGCUGGAAAGUCUCUUUCCUGUGGAAUCCAGGAAAAGGGUAGAAGAGAGAGAAAAACAAGCUCAGAGCUGUCCACCCUGGCCCAGGGCCCUCCCUUUCCUUGGGGACACCCCCACGCUGGGAUGGACUAUCGCAGAUAGACAGCUCGGACAGCCACAUGCAUGUUAGAGGACCUGCAUUCGUAAACACAAGUUGCUGCCAGGCCCAGUGCCUCCUGCCCACAAGAGAGCAGCUGUCCCCGAGGAUACGGGGUCUCCCCAGCUGUCUGCUGUCGCCAGGACUGCAGCCCCCCAGGCAGAAGUGCUCAGCAAGCCCCUAUCAUCUCCAAGAAUAAACUCUGAAGCCAGCGACUGCGUGGGUCUGAAUCAUCGGGGAGCUGUCAGAGGAGGGGGAGUGACUUUCCGGGACAGGCAAGCAGACUAUAUAAGCCCCAGAGGGCUGGGCGCUGCUUAAAUCUCUUCCACAGCCACUACCUGCCAGGGAGCAGCUCCCCACAGCACCCACCAUGUCCCAGGCUGGCGCUCAGGAAGCCCCCAUCAAGAAGAAGCGGCCCCCUGUGAAGGAGGAGGACUUGAAGGGGGCCCGAGGGAACCUGACCAAGAACCAGGAGAUCAAGUCCAAGACCUACCAGGUCAUGAGAGAGUGUGAGCAAGCUGGUUCUACUGCCCCGUCAGUGUUCAGCCGCGCCCGGACUGGGGCUGAGACGGUGUUUGAGAAGCCCAAAGCCGGACCCGCCAAGAGUGUCUUUGGCUGAGAAAUGCAUGCCACCCCCCUCACCACAGGCACCACUGCGACACAAGAACUUUUCCCAAGAACUUUUUUUUUCCAAGAACUCUUUUUUUAUGCCAGAACACACCUUCUCACCUGACGCCUUGGGGAAUGCCACGCCUGCCCCACAGCCCUGGCCCCUCAGCCCAGGGACUCUGCACUCACACCUGGGAAAGCACCAAUAAAGAGAAUGCCCAAGUGGCUCCAGC
Messenger RNA from Cervus elaphus (red deer), 1277 nucleotides. RefSeq names its product musculoskeletal, embryonic nuclear protein 1 (gene MUSTN1). The record is from RefSeq and is a predicted model, not a curated record. Bases 806 to 1054 code for a protein of 82 amino acids. Gene Ontology annotation, biological process: tissue regeneration; chondrocyte differentiation; chondrocyte proliferation. The transcript has 3 exons. Gene Ontology annotation, cellular component: nucleus. Lineage: Eukaryota; Metazoa; Chordata; Mammalia; Artiodactyla; Cervidae.